AACAAACACAUAUAUAGAGGGUGCGGUUGGCAGAUGAGGCAAAGCCACAGCUUUCUUUGUAAACGCCGACAACAUUUUGUAUCUUUCUGAAAAAUGCCCAUUACUAAUUUCGCAAUUGAAUAUGAUGCUGUCAAUCAACAAAACAUCUUCACCAACGGCGAUACUGUCAGAGGAAGAAUCAUUGUGGAGGUGUUAAAAGAGACUCGAAUCAAAUCACUGACUUUGAUAGCAAAAGGAAAAGGAGAGGCCCAUUCAUCUAAUGAAGACAGCACUUUUAGUGUUUAUGACAAAUACUACACCUUCAAACGUCAAAUCUUGGCAGAAGCAAGGCAAGACGGUGAAACUUUUGAGAGUACCAAAGUUAUUUCUCAAGGAAGACAUGUAUUUCCUUUUUCCUUCAAGAUUCCUGACAGAGAAAUCCCCUCGUCGUUCAAAUGCGCUUUAUGUGAAAUUGUUCAUAAGAUCAAGGCAGAGCUCAAACAACCAAUGAAGUUGCCAAGAAAGGCUGAAACCUACUUCAAAUUUGUCUCCAAACCAACUAUGGAUAUAACUGGACUGAUGGUGCCUUGGCAUGGUAGCAAUUAUACAAGUGUCAAAUUCUUUGGUUCCGGAGCAGUUACAAUGGACGUUUAUAGUGACAGAAUAGGAUGCAAGCAAGGCGAAACGCUCCAAAUCCGAGUUGAAAUCCUAAACCAUUCAACUCGUUCAGUGACACCAAUAUUAAAGUUCUACCUGAAGGAAAAUUCCAAUGGAAAUGGCCUGCAAAGUAUAGUUGUAAAAAAGAUCCUUCAGAUGGAGGGCAAGGCUGUCUCGUCCAGUAGCAAAGGCACGGUGAUGAAAGCGAUUGCCAUCCCCAGACGACUGCCACCCUCCAUCUUGAACUGCAGCAUCUUCAGGUUGGAGUACGAGCUGAAGGUUUAUCUGGAUAUCAAGUACACAAUCGAUGAGGGUGUCACGAUUCCAAUUGUUGUCCUUCCUGACAUGCGACAACAGCCAAGCCCAGUAGCGUUUGACGUCACACCCCAACAACAGGCAACACUCCAACCUUUGGACUCUCCUCCUGCCUAUGAAACCUUGUUCCCUUCUUAGUGUGGUUAUGACAUACUACAAGGAAGUUGACCAUUAGAACACCAAUUAACAGCUGCAAGUGAACUGGAACUGGAACAAAUGUGUCGUGUACUUGCCGAAAUAAACAAUUCAAACCAAACCAAAGAUGGCAGCAACUACGUGUGAGCAAAACCAAAGUAAGGCAUAUUUUUCAUGGGAAACUGUCCAAAUUCCAACAGGACAUAUCACCAUAUUUCUACAAAUGAGCAGACAAUAAUCAGUUCCUUACUGGUACUGACACGUGAACCACUUCUUGACGCAGCCAGGCUUUAUUGAUGACAUACAUCAAUGACCUCAAUUCCCUAUGACAAAUCGCACUUUGAAAAGCGCUUCAAAAAUUCCGUCCUGAAUGACAUGAAUCAAAUACAAUCCCACACCAAAAUGCUUUAUUCCAGAACUGAUUUGUUAGCCCACUUUGCCAUAUAUACUUGACUGACAGCAAUUAAUAAAUGAGAAGAAGUCAAUUUGAGUUGAAAAA
Molecule: messenger RNA, 1585 nt
Organism: Syngnathus acus (greater pipefish)
Lineage: Eukaryota; Metazoa; Chordata; Actinopteri; Syngnathiformes; Syngnathidae
Product: arrestin domain-containing protein 3-like
Exons: 6
Coding region: 94-1089 (331 amino acids)
Biological process (GO): protein transport
Cellular component (GO): cytoplasm; plasma membrane
Source: RefSeq, a predicted model, not a curated record